Molecule: messenger RNA, 398 nt
Organism: Penaeus monodon (black tiger shrimp)
Lineage: Eukaryota; Metazoa; Arthropoda; Malacostraca; Decapoda; Penaeidae
Product: histone H2A-like
Exons: 1
Coding region: 27-395 (122 amino acids)
Cellular component (GO): nucleosome
Molecular function (GO): DNA binding; structural constituent of chromatin; protein heterodimerization activity
Source: RefSeq, a predicted model, not a curated record
CAACCUCCUGUAACCAAAGCAUCAUCAUGUCUGGGCGUGGAAAGGGCGGCAAGGUGAAGGGGAAGUCCAAGUCCCGCUCCAGCAAGGCCGGCCUUCAGUUUCCUGUAGGAAGGAUUCACCGCCUUCUGCGUAAGGGCAACUUCGCCGAACGUGUGGGCGCUGGUGCGCCCGUGUACAUGGCCGCGGUCAUGGAAUACCUUGCAGCUGAAAUCCUGGAAUUGGCAGGAAAUGCCGCCCGUGACAACAAGAAGAGCCGCAUCGUCCCCCGUCACCUGCAGCUGGCCAUCCGUAACGACGAAGAGCUCAACAAGCUGCUGUCUGGCGUGACCAUUGCCCAGGGCGGCGUCCUGCCCAACAUCCAGGCUGUGCUCCUGCCCAAGAAGGCGGAGAAGUAGAUG